This is a messenger RNA of Leguminivora glycinivorella, 1299 nucleotides long. Its product is annotated as zinc finger C4H2 domain-containing protein. The transcript is spliced from 5 exons. Gene Ontology annotation, biological process: positive regulation of neuron differentiation. Gene Ontology annotation, cellular component: nucleus. Lineage: Eukaryota; Metazoa; Arthropoda; Insecta; Lepidoptera; Tortricidae. The record is from RefSeq and is a predicted model, not a curated record. Bases 484 to 1155 code for a protein of 223 amino acids.
CAUAUUUGUUUUAUAACAGAAACAAGUUUUUCCAUUGAAACGGAAAGUACAAAUAAAGAGUAGACAUUUUAGGAAAAUUUAUAUUUUUGAGCUGGUAUUAUUAUAGGUGUGUUUGAGACAUUCACUUUUUACGGUUUUUACCGCAAUAUUUUAAAAACUCAUUGUCGAAGUACUUAUUAUUUAUAUUUUCAUUUCAAUAUUUCGGACUCCAUAAAAUAUGAUUCUAGCAAUAAAGGCAAAUAAUACAGAUUAUUGUAAUUAAAUAUUGUCGUUAGUAAAACAUUGGUUUAUUUAAGAAGUGGUAUCGAUAAUCGCACAUAAACGGGUAUCAAUCGAAUAUAUGGUAUCAGCGAAUGAUGAGUGUUGAGUACAUCACUAGUUAAUCUCAUGUGCGCGAGGCCGAAUCCUUUUCGCUUUGUGCGUUAUAAUUUUUAUAAUAUUUUAGCCUGCGGCUAGUUUUUUUUACUACGACUUGAAUAAGAAAUGACUGCUGAAAACGAACGCGAAAUAUAUCACAAGUUGGAAGCCAUGAAGGAGAUUAGGAACAAGACUAUCACCCUGGAGCGCCUAAAGCGGAGCAUCCUCACAGAAGUCCGAUCCGGAGAUGCAGAGAGCCGUUGUCUGGCGCAAUACAAGAGGGAAAUGGAGCUACUUCAGCAAGAGAAAAUGAGCCAUGUGGAGGAACUACGACAGAUUCAUGCUGACAUCAAUGCGAUGGAAACAGUAAUAAAGCAGACAGAAGAGUCGAUGUCCCGGAAGCUGUCAGCGGCGUCCCGGCUGCACGAGGACUACCGGCCGCUGAAGGCGGAGGUGGAUCUGCUGCGGCGGCAGUGCUUAGGGCUGGAGCGGCUGCCGGAGCUGCAUGAGGAGGAGGGCAGCCCCGUCACACCAGACCGCUUCCCCGCGCUGAGCGCGCCGGCGGCGCGGCCGGUGCCGUUCCUGGCGCCGGCGCCGGUGCGCAAGCCGCCGCCGCCGCCGCCCGCGUUCAGGUCUGCUCUCGACCAAGAUUUCCUUACCGUCUCGCUGAGGCAACAGCCUCCGCCGAUGAAGUCCUGCCUAUCCUGCCACCAGCAGAUUCACCGCAAUGCGCCCAUCUGCCCUCUCUGCAAGGCCAAGUCUCGCUCGCGCAACCCUAAGAAACCCAAGAAGAAAUAGUCGAACCACCCCUGUCGUUAGUAUUGCCUGAUUUUGUUUAUUAUAGUCCUGUGGCCUAAUUCACAACAGUGACAUUUGUCGCAGUGACACUUCGCCAUUCAUUGUCUGUCCAACAAGGAAAUAUUGACGCUGAUUAACGAUGUA